AUCGCAGUCUAAUCUAAUCUAAUUUAAUGUGAUUCACAGUAAGAAUUUAUUCUUCGUCCUAAUACGUGUGUAUUUAGUACAUUAAUUUAUUUAUUUAUCAUCGUUUUAACUAAUUAUCUAAAUAAAAAUCCAAAUUUCAUUUUUGGUGGAUUUUAAUUUUUUAAUUGUAUUGUUUUAAAAAAAUUAACCUCAAAACGAUUAAAGUUUUUUUCAAUUGUAUUUAUUUUAAAAAUUUUAAAGUUUUGUCGCAAUUGUUAACUAUGGCCCAAAAACUAGACCAACAGCUUUCUGAGUUAGAACAACUUGAAGAACUUAAAAGAUGUGCAGAACUACAUUUAGAGUGUUCUGAUAUAUAUCUUCCUAUGUUACGGAGCUUUUCAAAUCCAUGUGACUCAGAAAGAAAUCCUAAUCCUUGGAAGACUCUCAAAGAAGGAUCUUACUAUCUUGGAAACGCUUAUAAGUUAGUUCAACAACAUAAAAGUAUCAUAGGUUCACUAGAUAAAAACCUGGUGCCAGUGGAUACUUUGUUGACAUCACUAGAAUUUAAUUCAGAACACAUAUCAUCAGGGUACUCAGACGAAGCUUACGGUGGAAAGGCCAAAUGUUUCGUAUCUAAAGGUCAAGGCACCAGGUACUACAAUUUAUUGCACAGUGACUUGAAGAAAGAUGUGAGAUUAUUCUUACAAAUGGCUGAAUGUGACAUCGACGUUCCUAUUAAAAACUUUUUAAAGUCAAUCAAUCAGAGAUUGGAGGCUGCUCUAUACAAAGCCAUCAAAGAUGAUAAUCUUACGGUUAUGAAUUGCAGCCAGAAGGUAGUCGAUUUCAAAGACAACGAUGGAAGGACCGCAUUGCACUGGGCUGCUUACAAUGGCAACGUAGAUAUCGUAAACGCCUUGUUCGAAAAUGGCGCCCAAGUUACUCUGAGUAACAAAAGCAACACGCCGUUGCAUUUGGCUGCUUCGAAAGGCCACAUAGAAGUUGUUAAACUAUUACUGCAACAUAUCAGUUUCAGUAAAUCGAAUAGUAUCAUCAAUGCUAAGACAGUUGGUGGCAAUACGUCCCUUCAUGUCGCCGCUAAAAAUGGAUGCUUGGAAAUUGUUAAUUCUUUGUUGAGACAUGGCGCCAUUUAUGACAUUGUUAACAAAGAUGGCAAGAAGCCUAUUGACCUCGCUGAAGACCAUGAAGUCGUUGGUUUUCUUAAAUUUGUCGAUCAACUGUUUUUAAUAGUUAGAAACGGUUUUAGUGAAAUCAUUAACAGGCUGAAAAUAGAAAAAGGUGAGUUUCUUGCGGCUGCGGGUGCUCGAGAUCGUCAAGGAAAUUCAUUAGCCGAAGUUGCUAUUUUUAAUGGGUAUAAAAAGCUUGCGGUUAAAUUGUCAAAAAUGUUGCAAAAGGCUGGUAAGGAAAUACGAUAGUUGACCAUCCUUAAAUACUAUUGGUAAAUGGAUUCUUUUCUACAUUAAGAGAACUUUAUGGUAUUCUUGACAUCAGAAAUUUAUAGAAAAAAUAAUAUGAUAAUAGUAGCAUGAGGACAAUAUGGAAUUAUGAUAAAAACUACUCAUAACUGAAAUUUUUCAAAUACAUCGAACAGAAUUUACAAUGUGUAUUGUAACUUUCAAAAGACAACAGAUUUAAUUUAAUUUUAUUAAGUUUUACUAACUGCAUCUUAAUUGAUUAUGCAACAAUAUAAUAUUUUGUGAAAUAUUUGUAGAAAAUAAAAUAAAAGCAAUAAAUUAAAAAGAAUUUAUAAAUUAAAAAAAGCUGAAAAAAUGGAUUAGGUGUAUUCAACAGGUCAAUAGUCAAUAUACAUCCCGAGUCAAAAUAUUAAACGUAAAUUGAACGUUUUCAACGUUUUAAACGUAAUUUGAGCGAGCCUUUUGGACGAUAACCAACCUAUGAGAAAGAAAAGAAAUCGAGAAAAGAACGCACCAAGCUUUAUUGCAAAGUUCUCCCGACUGAUUUGCAAAAAGAUAUGUAGUAUUCCCAAGGUCUUCCUCGGGAACACAAUGGAUGGCGCUGUCACCUAAACGAAGAACAUUAAAUUGAAGACUGACACUGCCAUGAAGUUGCUCGAUCAAAAAUUAUGUUAUCUAU
Microplitis demolitor is the source of this 2091-nucleotide messenger RNA. Its product is annotated as poly [ADP-ribose] polymerase tankyrase-2. The transcript has a single exon. The record is from RefSeq and is a predicted model, not a curated record. Lineage: Eukaryota; Metazoa; Arthropoda; Insecta; Hymenoptera; Braconidae. The coding region runs from base 261 to 1412 and encodes 383 amino acids. Gene Ontology annotation, molecular function: protein binding.